AUGGAUAAUUUUGAAAUUACUCAAAAUGACAUUUCACUCCUUAAUAAAGGUACAAAAUUUAUUCCAUGUACCUUUUCAAACUCUUCUCAAGCUCUCAAAUUUGACACUGAAUCAUUUGAACGUGUCUAUAAACAAAUGAGAGCAACAAACAUUCCCUGGAACAGAACAAAUCCAACAAUGACUAUUCCAAAGAUUCUCUCCGAUUAUUACAAGAAAUUCAAACCAAGAAUUUCAAAUCUCUCAAAGGAAGAAUUGAAUAGUAUCAAAACUCUCGGAAGUAAUCCUAACAUUAUUGUGACUCCAUCUGACAAGAAUCUUGGUACAACUCUCUGGAGUAAAUCCUCUUAUAUCCAAGAACUCAAUCGUCAAUUGAGCACUUCAACUCACUACUCUGAAAUUUCCACAGAGAAUGAUGCAAAACAACAAAUUAAGGAAAAUUUGACAAAGCACAUUCCUCAUAUCAAGACAAAUUCAGAGAUUGUGUUCAAUUUAGUGGAGACACAUCACAAGAAGGAAAACUUGUUGUCAAAACCACUUCCAAGAUUCUAUAUGAUUCCAAAGGUUCAUAAGAAUCCAAUUGUUGGUAGACCAAUUGUCAGUUCUGUUGAUUGUCAUAAUACAAUCAUUUCAAAACUUCUUAAUGCAAGAUUAAUUCUAUUAAUUAGAUUAUUAAGAAGAGAAUCAGACAACCCUCAAUCAAGAUUCUACAAACGAAUUUUCAUCUCAGAAAGUGCAGAUGAAUCUCAAUUCAGAAUCAUGCAAUGUUAUGAAAGAGCAGGACUUCCUCACAGGAAUUAUGCAAAUAUGAAAUCAAUGGAUUUCACCUCUCUUUAUACAGAACUCGAACACUCCGAUAUCAUUAAUGCAAUGAUUAACAUGCUUGAAUAUGGACGGAGUAUUGAUAAUUCCAUGUUCAAUCCUCAACAUAAUAAGGCAACAUUGCACAUGCUCCAAAUCGUUUUGGGAACUACAUACUUUAAAGUACCAGAACUUGACAAGUUCUAUCAUCAAAAGAAAGGUAUUCCAAUGGGAACCAACGCAGCUCCAAACAUUGCAAAUCUCACUCUUUGUUAUUAUGAAUUGGAAUGGACUAGUCAUGACCAAGACGCUCUUGGAAAAUUGAGAAAUAACAAAUUACAUCUUGAGAGAUAUAUUGAUGACAUCUUCACAAUUCACUUCCAUCGUGUAAAUGAAGGAAGACGUGGUCAACUUCAGAAAUAUAUCAGAAAUCUCAAGAGAUAUUAUCCAAAAUCGCUAAUUCUCAAUGACGCAUCCACAGAUUCAUUCCUUGAUAUCAAAUUCUUUUUCAGUCCUCAAAAUGAUGAAUCCGAACCAUUUCGAAUUGAAACAACAACACAUCAAAAGGAACUCAAUUUAUAUCAAUAUACAAGAAAAGAUUCUUGUGCAGCUCCUGGUGUUGUAAAGGGACUCAUUCAUGGAGAAUUGAUUAGAUAUGCAAAGAGAUGUUCAACAUUUGAACUAUGGGUUGGAAUUAGAGAUCGUUUCAAGGAGAGACUUCACAACAGAGGAUACUCCUACAAAUUUAUUAAUAAGUGUAUGAAACAUCUCAAUUAUUUUACUCUCAAGAGGAAAUAUCCUCUAAAUUCAACUUCCAUUGAAGUGAAAAUUGAGAGAGCAAGAUCACAAUUGUUUCUUCAUGAACAGAAACCUCCACCAGUUUGGAGAGUGGUCUUUAAGGGAACUGACAAUCAUAUUCCUUAUAGGAAAAUUCUCAAUCAUGUAUGUGAGGGUAUUACAUUUGUGAAUGAUCCUUCAAAAGUGAUCAUUUGUAAUAUCAGAAUGCCUACAAUUAUUGAAUUGCUCAGAGCAUUUCAAAAGAAGAUUGAAUUCUUCAAAUAUCUCAAUCCUGAUUGUACUCAACAACAGAUUGAUACACAAUUUUAUAAGUUCAUUGCUAACAAAUUUUUAGCUUUGAAAAGAGGAACUCACCUCAACAAGAUUACACAACGAAGGGUUGGAGGAAAGGAUCUUUUGGAGGAUCUUAAACCCCCCAGCACCCCAGCGAACCCUCCAACCCCACUAAUACUACGCUUACUAACCCAAACCAAACCAAACCAUCAACCAAGUAACAAUCCAGGAAGUUCACAACCACCUGAUGAUAUACUUGGACGAAUUACAAGGCUUGGUACCGAACUAACACCACCAAGAAAGCGAGUGGAACGACCACAAGCUUCAUCGAGUGAAACUCCUUCCUCAAUUCCAUCAAAUAGGAAGAAGAAGAAGAAAUCAUCGAAUGAAGAGAAGAAACGAACUUUGAAACAGAAAUGUAUUGAUUCAUUUUUUACAAAGUCGAAUUCCAACAAUCAAAAUUCCGAUGAUUCCGAUGAUUCCGGUGGCGGGAACAGUAAGAAAUCAACCAAACUCAAUCAAUAA
Molecule: messenger RNA, 2394 nt
Organism: Naegleria lovaniensis
Lineage: Eukaryota; Heterolobosea; Eutetramitea; Acrasida; Naegleriidae
Exons: 1
Coding region: 1-2394 (797 amino acids)
Source: RefSeq, a predicted model, not a curated record